Xylona heveae TC161 is the source of this 2319-nucleotide messenger RNA. RefSeq names its product protein transporter SEC23. The transcript is spliced from 7 exons. Gene Ontology annotation, cellular component: COPII vesicle coat; endoplasmic reticulum exit site. The record is from RefSeq and is a predicted model, not a curated record. Bases 1 to 2319 code for a protein of 772 amino acids. NCBI's taxonomy places the organism in Eukaryota, Fungi, Ascomycota, Xylonomycetes, Xylonales, Xylonaceae. Gene Ontology annotation, biological process: COPII-coated vesicle cargo loading; intracellular protein transport; COPII-coated vesicle budding. Gene Ontology annotation, molecular function: GTPase activator activity; zinc ion binding.
AUGGAUUACGAUGCUCUAAAGGAGCAGUGGAGCGAGGUCGAGGACCGCGAUGGCGUUCGUCUCAGCUGGAACACCUUCCCCAGCUCGCGCAUGGAAGCUUCAAGGCUCGUAGUUCCCAUCGGCGCCCUCUAUACCCCGUUGAAGGAGAAAACCGAUACCCCGUUGCUCCAAUAUGAGCCUGUCACUUGCAAAGCACCCUGCAGAGCCGUCCUCAAUCCUUUUUGCAACGUUGAUAUCCGUGCCCGAUUGUGGAUUUGUCCUUUCUGUCUGCAGCGGAACUCCUUGCCACCGCACUAUAAGGAUAUUACGGCCGAUGCCAUCCCUCCGGAGCUUCAUCCGUCCAGCACGACGAUUGAAUAUGGCCUUUCGCGUCCCGCGCCAUUUCCCCCCAUCUUCCUCUACGUCGUGGACACCUGUCAAGAGGAAGAUAGCUUAACGGCGCUGAAGGAUUCGCUCGUUGCCAGCCUGAGUCUGCUUCCCCCUAAUGCGCUGGUUGGCUUGAUCACUUAUGGAACAAUGGCGCAAAUUCACGAACUUGGCUACACCGAGUGCGCGAAGUCGUACGUUUUUAGAGGAAGCAAGGACUACUCCGCAAAGCAGGUUCAAGAGAUGCUUGGACUUCUGGCUCCUGGCCUAAGGCCGAAUAUGCAACAGCAACCUGGCCGUCCGCCGCAGCCCAGUGGUCCUGCUGCACGAUUCUUGUUGCCCGUGCAGCAGUGCGAGUUCCAGUUGACGAAUGUUCUGGAACAGCUUCAAAAGGAUCCUUGGCCGGUCGCCAAUGACAAGCGUUCGUUGAGAUGCACUGGUGUGGCGCUUAGCGUUGCCGUUGGGCUUCUCGAGACAUCAUUUCAGAACGCUGGUGGAAGAAUCAUGUUGUUCACUGGAGGCCCUGCGACAGAGGGUCCUGGAUUGGUUGUGGGACCUGAGCUAAGAGAGCCCAUCCGAUCACAUCAUGACAUUGACCGUGAUAACAUUAAGUAUUACAAGAAGGCGCUCAAGUUCUACGACAACCUUGCCAAGCGGGUAUCGCAUAAUGGGCAUGUAGUCGACAUUUUUGCUGGAUGUCUCGAUCAAGUCGGCCUUCUGGAGAUGAAGGGGCUUGCAAACUCUACUGGAGGUCAUAUGAUCUUGACUGACAGCUUUACGUCGUCCAUGUUCAAGCAAUCCUUCAUGCGAGUAUUCGACAAGGAUGCAGACGACAACCUGCUGAUGGGCUUCAAUGCAUCCUUGGAAGUUCUGACCACAAAGGAACUCAAGGUUACUGGCCUCAUCGGUCACGCAGUGUCCAUGAACAAAAAGUCUGCUUCAGUCGGCGAAACCGAAUGCGGCAUUGGCAAUACGUGCUCAUGGAAGAUGUGUGGUAUUGACCCGCUCGCAAGCUACGGUAUUUACUUUGAAAUGGCCAGUCAAGGUGGCCCAACCCAGAUUCAGCAAGGCCCUCAGAAGGGUAUGGUCCAAUUCUUGACGUAUUAUCAGCACUCCUCUGGACAAUACCACCUCAGAGUUACGACCGUUGCUCGUAUGCUCAGUGGACCGGCUGGUGAUCCCGCAAUCGCUCAAUCAUUUGAUCAGGAGGCCGCUGCGGUCCUCAUGUCACGCAUUGCGGUCUUUAAGGCGGAAGUGGACGAUGGUCCUGAUGUUCUUCGAUGGGUUGAUAGGAUGCUCAUUCGCCUCUGCUCGAGAUUUGCUGAAUACCGCAAAGAUGAUCCAUCUUCUUUCCGCUUGGAGAAGAACUUUACUCUCUACCCGCAGUUCAUGUUCCACCUCAGGCGAAGUCAAUUCCUACAAGUCUUCAACAAUUCUCCCGAUGAGACUGCGUUCUACAGACAUGUCCUGAACCACGAGGACGUCAGCAAUUCGUUGGUUAUGAUCCAGCCCACCCUUGACUCAUAUAGUUUCGAUCACGAGGGAAGUCAACCCGUCCUGCUCGACUCCACCUCCAUCCAGCCAGCGCAUAUUCUCUUGCUUGACACUUUCUUCCAUAUUCUCAUCUUCCAUGGUGAAACCAUGGCGGAAUGGCGAAAGGCCGGCUACCAGGAUCAGGAGGGCUAUGAAAACUUCAGAACACUGCUUGAGCAGCCCAAGGAAGACGCAAAGGAACUCAUCCAAGACCGGUUCCCGCUCCCGCGUUUCAUUGUUUGCGAUGCUGGUGGAUCACAAGCUCGUUUCCUUCUCUCGAAACUUAAUCCUUCUACUACUCACACGACUGGUACCUAUGGCGGUGUUUCUCAAUCAGCACAAACCAUUUUCACCGAUGAUGUCUCGUUGCAGACGUUUAUGGAUCACCUGAUGAAACUCGCCGUCUCAGGAACAAGUUAA